AUGGAAGAUGAGGUCUGGAUGUUGGAGAGCACUGUCACCAGGAGCUGCAAGCAGGCGGUCACGCUCGGUCAUGCUAAUUUCAACACAUUGCAACAAGAGCGUUUCGACUUUGACAAACCGUCUCGACGUUUGCGCCGUAGCUUUCGCUGUUCAGGUCAAAUGCAAGCAUUGCUGGCCACCAGGUCGGCUUUGGUGGCCAUCGGCCAAGAUGACCGCCAGGUUGAACUCGUGAACUCAGAGUCAGUGGCUUCUCAAAUUGAUGCGGCCCAAAUCGAGCUGCUGUUCAACAAGUCGACUCAACUCACACCACAAGCUGUUGUGCAUUUCGUCACCCAACUGGCAAAGGUCUCCAAAGAAGAGCUGGCGCUAGCAGAUCAGCCACGGAUUUUUUCACUUCAGAAGCUGGUCGAGGUGGCGGACUUUAACAUGAGCCGCAUGAGGGUGGUGUGGGGUCGAAUCUGGCGUGUGCUUAGCAGCCACUUCGUGGAGGUAGCUACGCAUCCCAACGUGCGAGUUUCUCACUACGCCAUGGAUUCUUUGCGGCAACUGACAAUGAAGUUUCUGGAGAAAGACGAGUUGGCUGGAUACAACUUCCAGGCUGAGUUCUUGAAGCCCUUUGAAUGCAUCAUGGUGGGUCCGCCACCCGUGAGCAAGGAGGUGAAGGAUUACCUUGUCUAUAUCAUCUCUUACAUGACCGAUGCGAGCUUUCAAAGUAUUCGGUCUGGGUGGAAGGCUGUCCUUCACAUUUGUGCUGCUGCAGCUCAAGAUCCAGCUCUAAGCGAGGGCACCAUCGAAGUGGCUUUCAAAGUGGUGGAGAAGGUGAAUGCUGACAGCUGCUACCAUUUGUUCCUGGAGAACUUCACCGACGGAAUCCGUGCACUGCUGGCCUUUGCAAGCUGCAAGGUGGAGAAGAAACCCGGAAAGGAUGGCAAGGAGGCGAAGCCGGAAAUGUCUGUGCAGGCGAUUCAGUACCUGCUGAAGGCGGCAGACAAACUCGCUGACCCUCAAACUGAUUUGCCAGCAGCGAGUUCUUUGUCGCAGGAUCCUGCCAUCACAGAUGGACAUCCAGCAGCUGUUUGGUUUCCGAUUCUGCGUGGGCUGUCUAUGUUAGUUGGCGACCCGCGAAGGGAUGUAAGAGCGCUUGCGCUCAAUGGUGUUUUUGACAUUCUGCGGGAGCAUGGUAAGCAAGUCUUUGAUGAGGACACUUGGCGGAUGGUCUUCAACGGGGUGAUUAAACCAUUGUUUGACGACAUUCACCAUCAGUUGGCGCCGCAAAGUGAUCGCAAGGAUGGGCAGGGCAACGAGGGCCGACCAGAUGCUGGUCAUUGGGCCUCAAUGGGGCCACCAACCUGCCUAGCCGCCCUGACCCAGCUUGUCAGAUUGAUUGAAGCGCACCUUGAUGUGCUCGCAUUUCUGCUAGACGAUGUGCUUCGAUUGAUCCGGAAUUGCAUACAGCACGAGUUUGAGGCAGUUGCGCGCAUAGGCGUUGAGGGCUUCAAGCAGCUGCUUAUUUGCACCGGCAAGAACAUGAAGCCGCAGUCGUGGCAGAAGGUCACGACCUGCAUCCUAGAGCUUUUCAAGGACAGCAUGCCAACGAAGCUUAUGGAGGUGGACGCAAAGGUGCGUCGUUCAACUCCUGCUCAUUGA
Cladocopium goreaui is the source of this 1647-nucleotide messenger RNA. The record is from the annotation of a GenBank genome assembly. Lineage: Eukaryota; Dinophyceae; Suessiales; Symbiodiniaceae.